GUCGUCGUUGUUAUUGUUGUUGUCCUUUAUUUGUUCCUUCGAUUUGCCAACAACAAAUCAUACAAAUUGUUGUACAAAAUGUCUCUGGUCGAGAGGUCGAAAGUGGGUGGUGGCGGCGGCGGUGCUGCUGAUUUGGGUCGCAGUAGUGGUGGUGGCGGCGGCGGCCGCAACACAGAUGAAUGCUACAUGGUCGGCUCCAAUAUGAAACAUUCAUUGAGCACACCAUCUGGUGUUGAUGGUACCCCAUCGACACCCCGUCAUCGGGGUGGUAAAAAAUUGACAGUGCGAAUACAAAUGUUGGACGAUACGGUGACAAUAUUUCAAGUGCAGGCCAAAGCACUGGGUCGCGUACUAUUCGAACAAGUCUGCCGCCAACUAAAUCUCUUGGAAUCGGACUAUUUCGGUCUGGAAUAUCAGGAGAAGACCACACAAACCAAAUAUUGGCUAGAUCUGGAAAAGUCGCUAAAUCGCCAGGUUGGUCUAUCCCUUGUCGAUCCGAUGUUAAGGUUUUGCGUCAAAUUCUAUACACCAGAUCCAUCACAGCUGGAGGAGGAAUAUACGAGGUAUCUCUUUUGCCUCCAAAUAAAACGUGACCUUGCCACGGGCAGCCUGCAAUGUAAUGAAAAUACCGCCGCCCUUAUGGCCAGCUAUAUUGUACAGGCUUCGUGUGGUGAUUAUGUGGCUGAAGAUUAUCCCGAUCACACAUACUUGUCAUCGUAUCGUUUUGUACCCAAUCAGGAUGAGGCCAUGCAAAUAAAAAUUAUGGAAAAUCAUAAGAAACAUGUUGGCCAAUCCCCAGCUGAGGCCGAUUUAAAUCUCUUAGAAACGGCCAGACGUUGUGAAUUAUAUGGCAUGAAAAUGCAUCCGGCCAAGGAUCACGAUGAUAUGCCAUUAAAUCUAUCUGUAGCUCACAUGGGUAUAGCAGUCUUCCAGAAUCUAACACGCAUCAAUACAUUCUCAUGGGCUAAGAUACGGAAAAUAUCAUUUAAGCGAAAACGAUUCCUAGUUAAAUUACAUCCCGAGGGUUAUGGUUACUAUAAUAACACUGUGGAAUUUCUAUUUCCCGGUCGUAAUCAGUGUAAAAACUUUUGGAAAAAAUGUGUUGAAAAUCAUGGUUUCUUCCGUUGCACAGUGGUACAAAGUACGCCCAGGCGUAAGGCCCGUGUCAUGUCACGUGGCAGUUCAUUUCGUUAUAGCGGUCGUACACAAAAGCAAAUUAUUGAUUUUGUUCGUGAGAAUUAUGUAAAAAGACAAAAUUUCCAAAGGUAA
Messenger RNA from Musca vetustissima, 1269 nucleotides. Its product is annotated as FERM, ARHGEF and pleckstrin domain-containing protein 1-like. The record is from RefSeq and is a predicted model, not a curated record. The transcript has 6 exons. The coding region runs from base 79 to 1269 and encodes 396 amino acids. Lineage: Eukaryota; Metazoa; Arthropoda; Insecta; Diptera; Muscidae. Gene Ontology annotation, molecular function: guanyl-nucleotide exchange factor activity; cytoskeletal protein binding. Gene Ontology annotation, cellular component: cytoskeleton.